CACUCUUUUAUGUUUUCGUCACGAAUCGGCGUCUGUGUUGUGAGGUUAUGUUUAUCGUCGAUCUUUCGUGAACAUUAUAUCCGUAAAAUAGUGUGGUCAAAGUGAAUUAGAUUGAAGAAUUGUCUAAAUAGACUAGAAAUUGACAAGAUGUCGAUGCUUUACGGAGGAGAUGAAAUCGGAGCUCUGGUCUUUGAUUUAGGCCAUCAUUCCUUAAGAGUUGGUUAUGCUCAGGAAGACACCCCGAAGGCUGAAAUCCCAGCAGUAGUUGGCAUCGGAGAAGAUGCCAACGGAACAGUCACUUCUGUUGAACCAAUGGACAUCGAUGACAAAAAACCUGACAAUAAUGUCUGCCAGUCAACUACAAAAUAUUACGUAGACACAACAACACUUCACGUACCUCGGAAAAAUAUGGAAGUUGCCAGUUACAUGAAAGAUGGCAUGAUCGAAGACUGGGAUCAUUUCGAAAAAGUCCUCGACUAUACCUACUCAAAAGUAAUUCAAUCCGAUGCAGAAUUUCAUCCAGUAUUAUUUUCCGAAUCGCCCUGGAACGUUCGCAGCAAACGAGAAAAACUGACGGAAUUGAUGUUCGAAAAGUAUAACGUGCCAGCUUAUUUCCUAGUUAAAAAUGCUGUCUUGGCUGCAUUUGCCAACGGAAGAGCAACAGGAAUUGUCGUCGAUAGUGGAGCGACUCACACAUCAGCAGUUCCAGUUCAGGAUGGAUUUGUUCUGACACAAGCAAUAGUCAAAUCUCCCCUCGGCGGAGAUUAUAUCAGCAUGCAGUGCAGACAACUUUUACAAGACCAGGACAUUGACUUAUCGCCUGCUUACAUGGUCGGUAGUAAAGAAGUGGUGAAAGAUCACGAUAAACCAAGAUGGGUGAAGAAGAAAAACUUGCCUGAGGUGACAAAGUCCUGGCACAACUACAUGGUCAAGAAACUUAUUCAGGAUUUCCAAGCAACUUGCCUUCAAGUUUCUGAAACACCCUAUGACGAAAAAAUUGUCUCUACCGUUCCAGCUGUCCAGUAUGAGUUCCCGACCGGCUAUCGACAGGACUUUGGGAGUGAGAGAUUCCGAAUACCAGAGGCUCUUUUCGACCCGAGCAUGGUGCAAAUGCGAGGAGGAAUGGUGGGAAACACAAUGCUUGGAGUUGGCCAUAUUGUCACGACCAGUGUCGGAAUGUGCGACGUUGAUGUGAGACCGGCUCUCUACGGAAGUGUCGUUGUCACUGGUGGAAAUUCCUUCAUCCAGGGCUUCCCUGAGCGUCUAAAUCGAGACCUUUCGAUGAGGAUACCUUCGAGCAUGCGACUGAAAUUAAUUAGUGCCAACGGCUGCGCCGAGAGGAGAUUCGGUGCCUGGAUCGGUGGAUCGAUUUUGGCAUCUAUUGGCACAUUCCAGCAGAUGUGGCUCUCAAGUCAAGAGUACGAAGAAAGCGGGAAGAGCCAGGUCGAACGAAAGUGCCCCUAAAUGUCAAACACUUUUCCGCAUUUGGAAUUUCUUACUCUGCAAUUUUCAAAUUUUUAUAUUAUGUCCGAUCUUCGAAUUCCUUUUGACGUGGAUCUGUUAAUGGCAGUUGUGAAAAAUUCGUCAAAUACGUUUUUCUCUAACGAAUCGAUGUAAUUUUGCCGUAAUGUACAGACUGAAUUCGGCGUCAGAAUAAUUUUUUAUGUACUUCGACUAGUGACGAUUGACUAAGUAUCUAGUAUUAUUUAUAAAAAGUAUAAAAUGUUUAUUACUACUUAAUUAUAAAUGCAGCAAUUUGCAGUCGAUUAA
Messenger RNA from Belonocnema kinseyi, 1770 nucleotides. RefSeq names its product actin-like protein 6B (gene Bap55). Bases 148 to 1464 code for a protein of 438 amino acids. Gene Ontology annotation, biological process: nervous system development; regulation of transcription by RNA polymerase II. The record is from RefSeq and is a predicted model, not a curated record. NCBI's taxonomy places the organism in Eukaryota, Metazoa, Arthropoda, Insecta, Hymenoptera, Cynipidae. Gene Ontology annotation, cellular component: SWI/SNF complex; NuA4 histone acetyltransferase complex. The transcript is spliced from 5 exons. Gene Ontology annotation, molecular function: chromatin binding.